CCUGACCCCCCGCCCUAUAGGGUUUGGGUGCUGGUCACACCCUGACAAGCGGACUAAGCCUGCAGGGAAGGGAGCGCCCUACAGUGCCUCGCCCAGCGGGCUGGGCUCCCGAAGGGGGGUGCUAGGGUGCGGAAAUCCCGUGGGAUCCUGUCACAACCUCCCAUGUCGAAGAAGACUUUGAUGCACGGAGACUUCUUGGCUAAGGAGGAGGAGUACAAGAGACUGAAUGCAGAAUUAGAGGCAAAAACAGCAGAGUUGGUGCGUCAGGCUGAAGAAGUAAUACGAGAUCAACAUGAGAUACUAUCAAUACCAGUUUCAACACAGGUUAAGUUGUGUGAAGAUGAUGACAAGCAACUGAGAGAUGUACUUUCGACUGAAGUGCCUGUCCUUACACUUUCACAUAUAAAGCACCCAAACAAGAAAUCUGGUUCCAUGUCUGCAGCUCAGAGCAGACCCUGCUCUGGCAGUCAUUUCAUUACAGCUGGAUUCACAGAUGCACCAAUAUCUAAAAUAUGUAUAUAUAUAUCUAACUUCAAUCUAGAAACUUUCUUAUUACGGAAUUUUAGUGCAAAACUAAGAAGCAUUAAUAUACAAGCUGCUGCUGAUGUUGCCGUCCCGGAGGACUUCACAGAAUUUUCUCUUGCAAAAACAAUUAGCAAAAUUGAAGGAAAACUGGAAGAAGGAGCCUUGCCUGAGAGUCUAGAUGAUGAUAUUAUUCCAAGUGUAGGAAAUGAAAUUGGUACAGACGCCCAGAUCAGAUUUCUUAAGGCAAAGUUACGUGUUAUGCAGGAGGAGCUGGAUAGUAUAAUACGUGAAUGUAGUAAAAAGGAUGAUGAGAAUCGAAAUUUAAACUCUCGGGUUAAAGAAACUGAAGAAGAACGUGCUAGACUCCAGCGAACAGUCAGUAGUCAACAGUUUCAAAUGGAAAAGUACAAAAUGCUAUCAGAGGAAGCUAACAGGAAAAGUGAAGGAUUACAGCAACAGGUCAUUGCAGUAGAAAAGGAACUAGAGAAUCUAAAGCGCAUACAAAAGCAGGCUUCUACCAGUCAGAGUGCUACAGAAGUUCGCUUAAAUAGGGCUCUUGAGGAAGCAGAAAGGUAUAAAAUGGAGCUGAAUAAACUGAAGCAAAGCAAUAAGGAUAUAGCCAACCAUGAGCACAAAAAACUUGAAGAAUUAAAAAUAGAAAACAAGAGACUGGAGAAACAAAAAGAAGAGCUAAUGACAGGUUUCAAGAAACAGUUAAAGUUAAUCGAUAUUCUGAAGAGACAAAAGAUGCACAUUGAAGCUGCUAAAAUGCUUUAUUUUACUGAAGAAGAGUUCAUGAAAGCUCUUGAGUGGGGAAAUUCCUAAUCUAGUGUUCAACACCUCAGUUCUAAUUGUAUGCUGUUUUGAAAGUAUUUACUUACCACACGUGUUAAAAGGGAUAGCUUUAGAUUAAUCCUGGUAAAAUUGUUAGUUUUAAAAGUUCUAGUAGGAUAUACAUGUUAAUGUUAGAUUGUAAAUAGCUUGUUUUGCAAUAUAUCUUGAAAUGUUUUAAUUAAUUAAACUGUUAUCUAAGGGUACCGGAGAUAUCCCAAAAUAGCUACCCCACAUCUUAACAAGCUGUUAUUUUGAAAAAUAUUUCAAAAUAACGGGCAUACUAUUUCAACAUCCCUCUAACCCUCAUUCUUUGAGGGUUAAUGGAUGUCUUGAAAUAGUGUGUUAUUUUGAAAUUUGGCGCUGUGUAGAUGUGCCAAUUUUCAAAAUAUUCUAUUUUGAAAUAGAAUUGAAAUAAGAUACACAAUUUGCCUUACACAAACUGCGUAUCUUAUUUUGAAUUUAGGGUGCUGUGUAGAUGCACCCUCAUUGGCUAAAUGGUCUAUAAUAUUCCCACUAACUGUAAUGGGUUAUGCAAGCAGUAUAGAGAGAAGACUACAUUAUGUACACAUCUGUUUUGGUUAUCAAUCUUUUGUUUUCGUACUGAUUCAUUUUGAAAUAAGAUGAACUGAUACAUCAACAUUACCUUUUUAUAUGGACAGCGAACAAGAGUGAUAGUUCAAAAACCUCAUUAAUGGGGAAGAAAAUACUUCUGAUCCAUUUUACAACUUGGAUGAAAAAACUCACCUUUAUUGUAAAAAUAAACGUAUAGGAAUGAUGUAGGAAUAAGAGUUGUUGUCCAUCCCUCCUUAAUAGCUCUUUAUAGUCUUAGUUUGGUUUGAAUAUUAACUACAUUAGUGGAUGGUGACCAUCUUGAUUUUAGUGAUAUGAAAAGGUAACCAGCGACCCGGUUAACGUCACCCUUGACGGGUAACUGGUUACCCGUUCACAUACCUAAAAUCAGGAUGGCCAGCAUCCACUAAUGUAGUUAAUAUUCAAACCCAACUAAGACCCUACACUGUUCCCAUACCUUAAUGGGUGAUGCUUACCGGUAACAGGUUAACCAGUGUCCAGGAGUAGCCGGGCCCACUAUGCUGCAGCCCAGGGCCCAGAAGCUGGCAGUUCUGUAGGGCUAGCAGCAGGCAGCCCCAUGGGGUGGGGACUGCUCCGGCUGACCCUCCCUCUCUGUGGGAUUCUGCUUAAUUGGUUAACCAGUUUAAUAAAUUAACAUUACAUUUAAGGAGAUUUUAGAUUCCUGCUUGAUUUAUAGAAGAUCUGAUAAUUUGCCAUUGUAAUUAAAUCUAUUUGAUAGAUUAGAGAAUUUUUGUAUAUUUUGAUAUGGAAAUAUUGUUUUAAAAAUAAAGUUUGGCAUCUUACCCUGCAAUUUUAAAGUGAUAAAUAUUGGCAUAAUGUCAGUGUAAAAUGAAUUUCUCUAUUUUCAGCAAUAUUUAAUAAACUAUGUUUGUCUAUGGAA
Molecule: messenger RNA, 2830 nt
Organism: Pelodiscus sinensis (Chinese soft-shelled turtle)
Lineage: Eukaryota; Metazoa; Chordata; Testudines; Trionychidae
Source: RefSeq, a predicted model, not a curated record